This is a messenger RNA of Penicillium lagena, 1611 nucleotides long. Its product is annotated as chaperonin-containing T-complex subunit CCT4. Gene Ontology annotation, biological process: protein folding. The transcript is spliced from 7 exons. Gene Ontology annotation, molecular function: ATP-dependent protein folding chaperone; ATP binding; ATP hydrolysis activity. Bases 1 to 1611 code for a protein of 536 amino acids. The record is from RefSeq and is a predicted model, not a curated record. Gene Ontology annotation, cellular component: chaperonin-containing T-complex. NCBI's taxonomy places the organism in Eukaryota, Fungi, Ascomycota, Eurotiomycetes, Eurotiales, Aspergillaceae.
AUGGCGACCACAGCAGUCCCGGGUGCCCCUGUCAGCGGCUCCUUCAAGGAUAAGGAGAAGCCGAUGGCGGUGCGGGCAUCCAACAUUCUCGCGGCUAGAGCUGUCGCCGAUGCCAUCCGGACGUCAUUGGGACCUCGUGGUAUGGAUAAGAUGAUUCAAACACCCAAGGGCCAAACGAUCAUUACCAAUGAUGGAAACACCAUGUUGAAGGAUAUGAGCGUUAUGCACCCGGCCGCCCGGAUGCUGGUCGAUCUCAGUGCGGCCCAGGAUGUCGAGGCUGGUGAUGGAACAACGUCUGUGGUUGUCAUUGCUGGCAGCUUGCUCGGCGCCGCCGACCGGUUGCUAUCCAAGGGCAUUCACCCGACUGUGAUUUCCGAGUCUUUCCAGAGAGCCGCAGGCGCCGCCGUCGAAAUCCUCCACAACAUGUCUCGUCCGAUUAACCUGACCGAUCGCGCUACCCUCCUCCAAGCCGCCGCGACCUCGCUUUCCUCGAAGAUUGUGUCUCAGCACUCUGGCCUGCUAGGUCCGAUGGCUGUCGACUCGGUGCUGAAGGUGGUUGAUCCCAAGACUGCCGAAAACGUGGACCUGCGUGAUAUCCGGAUAGUCAAGAAAGUUGGUGGGACAAUUGAGGAUAGUGAGAUGAUUGAUGGCCUGGUCUUGAACCAGCCGGUUAUCAAGAGCAGCGGAGGUCCGACGAGGAUUGAGAAGGCCCGGAUAGGUCUCAUUCAGUUCCAGCUGAGCCCGCCUAAGCCAGAUAUGGAGAACCAAAUUGUGGUGAACGACUAUCGCCAGAUGGACAAGAUUCUGAAGGAGGAGCGCCAGUACAUGCUGAAUAUGGUGAAGAAGAUCCAAAAGACCAAGUGCAACGUGCUCCUGAUCCAGAAGUCUAUUCUCCGUGACGCCGUCAACGAGCUGUCGCUACACUUCCUUUCGCGGCUGAAGAUCUUAGCCAUCAAGGACAUCGAGCGAGACGAGGUCGAGUUCCUGUGCAAGAGUCUUGGCUGCAAGCCAGUUGCCAACGUCGACUCCUUCACCGAAGACAAGCUGGGCACCGCCGACCUCGUCGAGGAGGUUCAGGCUUCCGGUGCCCGGUAUGUCAAGGUCACCGGCAUCAAGUCGCCCCCCGCCGCUCUCAACCAGACCGUCUCUAUUGUCGCCCGUGGCGCCAACAACCUGAUCCUGGAUGAGGCCGAACGAUCGCUGCACGACGCUCUAUGUGUGAUUCGUUGUCUGGUCAAGAAGCGCGCCCUGAUCGCCGGCGGUGGUGCCCCGGAGAUUGAAGUAGCUCACGCGCUCGCCAUGCGCGCACGCGAGCUCACCGGGACCGAAGCGAUCUGCUGGAAGGCGUUCGCCGAGGCCAUGGAGGUUGUGCCGACCACGCUCGCUGAAAACGCGGGCCUGAACUCGAUCAAGGUAGUCACCGACCUGCGACACCGCCACGCGCAGGGCCAGCACAAUGCGGGUGUGAGUAUCCGCAGCGGCGGUGUCAAGGACGACAUCACCGAGGAGAACAUCCUGCAGCCGCUGCUGGUGAGCACCAGCGCCAUUGAGCUGGCGGCCGAGACGGUGAAGAUGAUCAUGAGGAUUGACGACAUUGCUCUGUCGCGGUAG